GUUUAAUCGGUCUAUCGAUAUCAAUAAUAAGCCCAAGCAAACAGGCAGCCGGGUAUUGUUAAAUUAAGUUUCAUCAGCUUGAAGACAACCAUUGUGAAGAAUGAGCAGCUUUAAGGCCAUCGAAAUGGAAUCCGAUUCAAGCGAAAGAGGAGAGACAAAAGCCCCGAACGGAAGUGUCGGUGGAAAAUCUAUUACAUUCAACGAGCUCGGUGCCAAAACAGCCAAGUUCGAAAAAAUUGACCCUGAUCUAGCAUAUCCAUGCACCUCGGGCCAGGCAAACACAUCGACUGGCACUGCGGCUGAUGGAUCCAGUAAGAGUGGACGCCACAGGUCCAGGAAGAGCCAGCAUGGCGCCAGACGCAUAAGUGCUGACCUACAGUUCGAGUCGGUUGCUGCAGACGAGCUGGAAGCCGGUGGAUCCAAGGCACCUAAGAAACGCAAGAUGGAGCAGAAAGCUGCGGUCGCCGAGGACACGGUGAGCGUGGCCAUCAGAAGUUUUGUUCAGAGCGAUGAGAUGCAGGAGCUCAUCAAGCGCAUCGCCAACGAGCGGGUUCGCUGCAACUUCUUGCUGGCCACCUAUCAGCUGCCCGACAUGAACUUCAGCCUCAACACGUCCAUGGAUACGCUACGCAAUCAGUUCCGGGAGCGCCUCAAACUGCGUCGCGACCGAGGAAAUGCCAAUUCAGCUUCCUCUGCUCCAUCCGCAGCCAGCAGCAGCCAGAAAUUCCCCACCAAGGGAGUUGCGAAGGCUAAAAACCCGUAGAAUUAUUAUCUUUUAAGAGUAAAUAAACAUGAAAUGAAAUAACGAAUUUCGGAGCUGCUUUAGUAACCCGACACACUCAGAAUCAACCAAAUAUACAUACAUAAACAUACAACCAGACAUACAUAUGUUAAACUAUUUGUAAGAAGCAACAGAUUAAAAAACAUUCCCCUUCAAUA
Drosophila mauritiana is the source of this 939-nucleotide messenger RNA. RefSeq lists its product as uncharacterized. The coding region runs from base 101 to 763 and encodes 220 amino acids. NCBI's taxonomy places the organism in Eukaryota, Metazoa, Arthropoda, Insecta, Diptera, Drosophilidae. The transcript has 2 exons. The record is from RefSeq and is a predicted model, not a curated record.